Paramecium tetraurelia is the source of this 1074-nucleotide messenger RNA. RefSeq lists its product as uncharacterized. Gene Ontology annotation, cellular component: nucleus. Gene Ontology annotation, biological process: regulation of DNA-templated transcription. Gene Ontology annotation, molecular function: RNA polymerase II cis-regulatory region sequence-specific DNA binding; DNA-binding transcription factor activity, RNA polymerase II-specific. Lineage: Eukaryota; Ciliophora; Oligohymenophorea; Peniculida; Parameciidae. The record is from RefSeq and is a predicted model, not a curated record. The transcript is spliced from 5 exons.
AUGAGUUAAAGCACUAGAGCCAGAGGCAGUAGUCAAUAGAGUUAGAUAUCGAAAAAAAGCAUUAGAAAAUAUAGUUCUGAUUACUAUGACUCAGAUGCAUCGGAUUCAGAACCUAUGACGAAGAAGAGAGUUGUAAAGAUAUGGACACCAGAGGAGGAUGAGAUGCUGUAAAACUUUUAUGAAAAAUUUAAUGGAAAUUGGACACAAGUAGCCCAAGCUAUACCUGGUAGAAAUCAAUCGUAAUGUUCACAAAGGUGGAAAAGAAUAAAUCCGAAUAGAAUUAAAAUGAGAAAAUAAUGGACGGAGGAAGAAGAUAGAUAAGUGUUACGGUUGAUCCAAAAGUUUGGGAAGAAUUGGAAAAGAAUUGAAAACGAAAUGAAUGGGAGAACUGGGAAAUAGAUAAGAGAAAGAUUUAUCAAUAAAUUAGAUAAAACUAUCAAUCACGAUCCCUUUGAUGAGAAGGAGGAUGAAGACAUAUAUAAUUUGUAUAUGAAAUUGGGUCCAAGAUGGAGUGAAAUAUCAAAGAACUUAAUAGGAAGACCUGAAAAUUCAGUAAAGAAUCGGUUUUAUUCUCAUAUAAAGAAACACUAUAAUGUUUAGACGAAGGAAUCGGAUUCAGAUGGUAAGGAGAUUACUCCUACACAGUAAUACAAUAAAUCUGAUUUAACAGGAAAGGAGUAUUUAAGAUCAUAGAAUGAAGAUAAAUAAUUAGAUACUAUACAGAGUUAGUUUGAGCAAGAAAACUCCAUUAACAAUUUAUAAUAGCAUAACCAUUACAUGUAAACCUCAUAUAAUGGACUUGGUAAAGGAGAUUCUCUCAAUUCAAAUGGAGACUUCUUGUAAUUUUCACAUUAGAUGAGUCUGGAAUAGAAACAACAUUAUGAUAUAGGCAUCGCUCAUCCUGAAUCCAAUAUAUUCCAAGAUGUCUUACUUCCUUAUCAAGAUUUAUUAGAUGAACAAGCAGAUUAAAUAUCAAUACAGAAGAAACAAUCAGGAACUCAAUAUCUGAGGACAGACAGCGAAAUCGUUCAUCUAGACUAUAAAUUUAAUAAAAUGAGUAUGGAAUAAGAAUGA